AUGAGCGUCCUCGCAGAGGCUGAGGAAGUGGGUCCCCCGGAUGACCAAAGGGGGGUGAUAGAAGCGGUGGGCCCUGAUGAAGCGAUAAAAUUGGUACGUCCUGAUGAAGCGAUAAAAUCGGUAGGUCCUGAUGAAGCGAUAAAAUCGGUAGGCACUGAUGAAGCGAUAAAAUCGGUAGGCACUGAUAAAGCGAGGAAGAAAAAUUCGAUGGGAGAAGAAUCCAUAUAUGACGUUAUCAUAAUUGGGGGAGGGUUGUUCGGUUGUGCUGUGUACUAUUUCUUAAUGCAGAAAAAUCCAAGAGCAAAAAUUCUCAUAAUAGAAAAAGAAGAGACACUUGGAGGGUGUGUAAAAACUGAAUGGUGCAAACUUGAAGGGAAAAAUAUUGUUUGUGAAAUGGGUCCAAAUAUAUUUAAAUUAUGUGAUGAGAGUUAUGAAUUAAUUAAGGAUCUACAUUUAUUACCUCACUUAAGAGUUCUAAAUGAGAAGUUGCUCAGAUAUAUUUAUGUGAGUGGACAUUUGUAUCCUAUACGUUUAAGCCUAUUUGGCUAUCUUGUAUUCCCUCUUAUAAGUAUGACAAAUAAAAUAAAAUUAAUUUUCAAGUUAAUAUUUGGAAAAUACAAAAACCUGAAUUCAUAUCAUGAUGAUAUUAGCGUAGAGAAAUAUAUGCAAGAAAAUUUUGAUUUACAACAUUAUGACUUUUUAUUGUUGCCCUUGAUAUAUGGGUCCUGUGGAGGAAUUGGUAGUAUCUCAGCUAUAUCCUUUUUUUCGAGAAAUAUAAAACUUUUUAAUAAUAAAAUAAACACGUUACGCAUUUGGAAGGAGUACAUGAAGUGCCAUGUGGAUACUAGUUCGCGUGUCAGUACGCGUGUCAGUACGCGUGUCAGUACGCGUGUCAGUACUCCUGUCAGUUCACGUGUCAGUGCGUGUGCUAGUUCUGGUGCUAGUUCUGGUGCUAGUGCUGGUGCUAGUGCUGGUGAUGGUGGGUACUCCAGUACUACAGAUUCCAUUAAGAAUAGCUUCAGUAGUCGCAGUUUUGAUGAUUGUAUGUCCAAAUGUGAAUACAGUUCCCUCAGGGGGGAAGAAAAAUAUCCUCAUCGAAAGCACUAUGAUUCUAUGUGUCUACAACACUCCUCUGAGCAAAGGAAAGGUGGAAAUCCCGCCUUCUCCACUUUGUUAAGCAAUGCAUCCUGUAGGAAAAACACAUCCAGGUUAGACACAGUUGGAGGGGAUAUGGUUGGUGCAGAUACGUGUGGGGAAGACACAGCUGGUGAUACAGCUGGCGAAGACGCAAUCGGUGCUGACGUGAGUGACGGAUUUACUGUUGACCUUCACGCAGGUAUAAACAAAAGGAAGCAGGUGAGAACACCUCUUUUGGGGAUUCCCAUGGAAGGGCCCCAGAACUUCGUAAAACAAAUCUAUACACAAUACAAAGGUGCUAUCGUGACAUGUAUUCAACUUCUUUAUGCCCAGUUAGCCAAAAUGUUCAGCAAAGAAUGCGAAUAUGAAAAAAAAAAAAAAAAAAUUUGUGGAAAAACGGUAUCAUUAAAAUGCGGUAUGUAUGAAAUAAUUGAAAAAUUAAAUAACAAAAUAAAUAAAAAAUAUGUUUGGACAAAUGAAGAAGUAGACUAUAUUGAAAAAACGAAUGGAAAUACAUGGACAUGUUCAAUGAAAAAAACAAAACAAAACAAAAAUUGCUGUGUAUAUGGGAAAAAUGUUAUAAUUUCAGUAAAUUCAAAAAUAUGCUCAAAUAUCAUGCGAAAAAUACUCCCCCCGGAGAUAAAAACUAGGCUCACAAAUGUAUCAUACACAAACAUGAUUACCGUUACAUUGUAUUAUUAUAAGAAAGAUAUAAACUUACCAACAAAUUGUUUUGGAUUCCUAUCAGCAGACAAAACAAAUCAUAUACUCGGCUGUUUUUACACUAGCAACAUGUUCAACGAAAGACGACACAGUCAUGACAAUCGCAUCAUCUUGACCCUAUACAUGGGAGGUCAAAAUAACCCUAAUGAUGUUUACUUGGAUCAAGAAGAUAUAAUUAAAAUUAUUUCUGAGGAACUCAGUGUAAUGUUGCAAGUUAAAAAUAAUGCCAAACCUGUUAUCCUUCAUGUGAAGAAAUGGUUUGAUGCUAUUCCCUUUUAUUCACAUAAUUAUGAAAAACAUUUGAGGUCUUUCAUAUGCGAACUGCAAAAAUCGCAGUAUCGAAAUUUAUAUGUCGAUUCUAGUUGGAUAACGGGAACAUCCAUAUCUGACAGAAUUGCUUCUGCGAAAGACUUAUCAGAGUUUUUAUGCGCACGAAUUUUUUUAACAGAAGAUUAA
Plasmodium gonderi is the source of this 2316-nucleotide messenger RNA. Its product is annotated as protoporphyrinogen oxidase. Bases 1 to 2316 code for a protein of 771 amino acids. The transcript has a single exon. NCBI's taxonomy places the organism in Eukaryota, Apicomplexa, Aconoidasida, Haemosporida, Plasmodiidae. Gene Ontology annotation, biological process: porphyrin-containing compound biosynthetic process. Gene Ontology annotation, molecular function: protoporphyrinogen oxidase activity, oxygen as acceptor. The record is from RefSeq and is a predicted model, not a curated record.